AUGGCAAGCUCAAGCAAGAAAACUAGGGGAAAACAAAAAAUUGAGAUUAAGAUAAUUGAAAAUGAGGAUGAUAGGCUCAUCUCAUUUUCAAAACGACGUUUUGGAAUUUAUAAGAAAAUCUCUGAGCUCUCCACUUUAUGUGGCUGUGAGAUUCUCUUUAUUAUUUUCUCACCAAAAGGUAAGCCUUAUUCGUUUGCUCAUCCUUCUAUUGAAGCUGUGACUAAACGCUUUCUAAACCCACACCAACCUCUUCAUGAAACCACAGACGCUCCUAUUGAGACUUACCGUAAGGUAAGAAUCAAGUCACUAGUCCAAGAUUACAAUGAGGUCCAUGACCAACUAGAUGCAUCAAAAGAAAAACAAAAGGCGUUUUCUUUGGCCCAACAAUCACGUGGAAGCGAAUCUCAUCAUUGGUGGAAAACUCCCAUAUACCAGCUUAACCCAAGGGAGCUCCACGAACAAGACAAACGUUUCGCAGAGUUUAUCAACUUGGUCUCUAUCGCAAGGGACAAGAAGAUUGCAUCCAUUUCCUCAAUGCAUGCUGCAAUGGAUGAGGAUGUCCCUUUUGUCGUUCCUCCUAGAUAUGGCCCUAGUUUGCAGUAG
This is a messenger RNA of Gossypium raimondii (Peruvian cotton), 603 nucleotides long. Its product is annotated as agamous-like MADS-box protein AGL62. The transcript has a single exon. NCBI's taxonomy places the organism in Eukaryota, Viridiplantae, Streptophyta, Magnoliopsida, Malvales, Malvaceae. Gene Ontology annotation, molecular function: RNA polymerase II cis-regulatory region sequence-specific DNA binding; protein dimerization activity; DNA-binding transcription factor activity, RNA polymerase II-specific. Gene Ontology annotation, biological process: regulation of transcription by RNA polymerase II. The record is from RefSeq and is a predicted model, not a curated record. Bases 1 to 603 code for a protein of 200 amino acids.